CAUUACGCCCCGACAUAAAGGCAAUUACUUAGAAACGUUCUCCACCCUUGCACAAUAUUCGCCAUCGGAUUAUUGGUAUCGUGUUUCCUUUGCGACGACCUUGCUCGCCCUCCUUUCGUCAAGGCUAUCUAGCUCCUCCUUCGUCUUUGAGCCCGCUCCUCCAUCGCCAUGCACCCGGCAAAGCGCAACAAGAUUGACAUUAGUAAACUGACGGAGGAGGAGCAGAAGCUCUUUCGUCUGUACGGGAAGUUACCAUCACAUAAGAAUAUCCUCACGAAGAUGCAGAAGGAUCGCAAAUAUUUUGACUCUGGUGACUACGCCCUGUCAAAGGCAGGGGUUGCUCCACAGAACACUGUUGGAACAGCGAUCCCCAAUCCUGAAAACAUUCCGCAUGCCUCAUCACCUGUUACCAGUCAUCAAGGUCUAUCGGUAUCCCCGACCAAUAGUACGAGCCCCGUGAAAGAGAGUACAUUAGGCCAUAGCGAUGAAGAAGCUAAAGACUCGGACAAAGAAGAAGCAGAGUAGCCUGAAAGCUCGCUUACUUUGUCGCGGUCCUCGAAUCUCAUAGUCAUGAUCACUGUCUGAUACAUGCAACCUUUCCUUUAGUCCUGAUCAAGUCCAUGACAACCUGCUCAUAUUUGCACAAUCACUACCUUUCAUUGUCUUGAUUCUGCUUGUAUCGUGUAACAUCAAUCCUGAGGAUGCAAAGCUGUAUUCUCAUAUCUUUUGCAGGUGGUAUUUAUCUCCUUUCCGUGGUAUCAUCGUCACUUGUAUAUUUUCCGCGUUGCAGCGCCAAUAAUAAAAUGCAAAAUGUAGCAGUUGCCAUAAAUGGUUAUUAUAUCU
Messenger RNA from Serpula lacrymans var. lacrymans S7.9, 843 nucleotides. RefSeq lists its product as uncharacterized. The record is from RefSeq and is a predicted model, not a curated record. Gene Ontology annotation, cellular component: cytoplasm. The coding region runs from base 169 to 525 and encodes 118 amino acids. Lineage: Eukaryota; Fungi; Basidiomycota; Agaricomycetes; Boletales; Serpulaceae. The transcript is spliced from 4 exons. Gene Ontology annotation, molecular function: protein phosphatase inhibitor activity.